Molecule: messenger RNA, 3768 nt
Organism: Dictyostelium discoideum AX4
Lineage: Eukaryota; Evosea; Eumycetozoa; Dictyosteliales; Dictyosteliaceae
Exons: 1
Coding region: 1-3768 (1255 amino acids)
Source: RefSeq, a predicted model, not a curated record
AUGGUAAUUCACUUCCUUCAAUCGAUUAGUACACCAAUUUUACCAAAUUUACACACUAAAUCACCUCAACUAUUAAAUAGCUAUUCAACAAAUCCAAUUUUAAAACGAAUUGAUUCUUUUGAAUUUUAUGAAUUUAAAAGUUUUGAUAAGUUUGAUUCAAGUAAAAAUAAAUUAAAAAUUGAUCAACUUUUCUACCUAUUCUUUAACUACUAUUCAAUUUUCAACUACAAAGAGAAUAUUAUUUCAAUCAGUCAUUCAAGUGGCGGCGGUUCAUUAUGUAAAAAUGGCCCACUACUUAAAAGAUCAUCCCUUGUUAAUGAAGCUUUGCUAAAAAGUACUAUGAUCGUAUUGGAUCCAUUUAUAACAGAUAGAAAUAUUGCUUCUUCAAUCCAAAAUUCUUUCUUUAGAAUUAUUAUUGAAUUUAUUCAUAUGGAAAACUCAAUAAGAUUAAAAAAGUUUAAAGAUAUUAAUGAAUUAUUCAAAGAUAUAUCACUUCCAACACUAGUUUCAUUGUUACCGAUUACAAAUACAACUACAAAUACCAAUAUUACAAAAACAGUUGCACCAACUCCAACUUCAACUACAAAUUCAACUUCAAAACCAGCUCCACCAACUACAACAACAACUACAAAUUCAACCUCAAAACCAACUCCACUAACAACUAAAACUUCAAAACCAGCUACAAUAAAUGUUGAAAAAGGUUUAGAAAAUAGUUUAUUAAUGAAAAUAUUUCAAAAUCCACAGAAUGUUGUUUUUAUUCUCAGUGAAUUGGAAAAUUUAUUAAAAAAUGAAAACAAUAUCCGAAAUCAAUUAAACAAAUUAAAAAAAAUCAUUGAAGAAGAAAAAGACUCAUUUAGUCAACAGAUUAGUAAUUGUAAUAAAACUCUAAAACAAUUGAUUCCCUCUGAAAAUACAAGUUGUAAAAGUUCUGUCAAUUUGAUAUUUCAAAAAACAUUAACAUUAAUGGCUUUAAUAGAGUUUAAUCAUCACUACCAGUAUAUAGAGUUAAGGAAUUUAACAAAAGAUAAUAGAACUAAUUUCAAUGAUUUAAAUAGUGAAUUAGCAAAAAGCAAAAUUAAAUUCGAUCCAAAGAGUAUAAAAGAGGAUAAAAUUACAAUGAUUAAAGAUUUUCGAUCAAAGAUCUCUUCAAUAAUAAAGAUUCCAACUUUUCAAUUGAAUGAAUCUGAAAGAUUAGAAACUGUUAUAGAAUUAUUAUUUAAUGAAAUUCAUCAAUUAUUUCAAAUGGAAACAGGUUCUGUAUUCGUGAUACAAAAAUCAAAAAAUAAUAAUAAUAAUAAUAAUAAUAAUAAGGCUAAUUACAUAUACGAUUAUGUUGAUGUAAUGUCAAUAAGUCCAGAAGAAACAUUAAAUCUAAUUUUAAGUUGUCAACCUUCGAAAAUACCAUUGCUAAGAGCAACUGGUAUUGAUGAAUUAUCAGAUAAUUUUACAGGAGAUAAACAAUAUCAAAACUUAAUGAGACCAUUAAUUUUCGAUGACUUUAGAGCUCAAGUUGAAAAUGGAAUUAAUGCACUCAAUGGGAUCAUUCUAAGUAAAAAAGAUGGUACUUUAGAAGGUUUCGAUAAAAUUAAAAUGAAUGAAUCAAUUGAGGUUGUCCAAAGAAGUCGUCAAACUGAAUUUGAAACUGUUGAGCUUAUCAUUCAUGGUAAUAGAAAUAAAUUGGAAGAAAUUUCAGUAGGUGAUAUAUUACUAUUCAAAGUAAUAGGCUUAGAUGGCACAAAGUUUAUAUUUGGAAUAGUAAGAAAAACUUCAAAUUUAAUGCAAGGUAGCCUACAUCAACAAUCAAUAGUUUGUGAUUUGUUUGAUUCAAAUCCAACAUAUGUUUUUACUUUAUCAUUAAAUCCAAGCACUAGAUCAUCAAUUGAUUAUAUUAAAAUUUCAAAUAGUGUAACAUUCAUUAGAACCAUUCAAGAAUUUAAGGCAUCACCAUUUAUUAAAAAUCUUAUUUAUAAUCCAGGACAUAAUAAUAAUAAUAAUAAUAAUUCGAACCAAAAAAUGAUGAAAUUCCCACCAACCUUGGAAACAAUUUGUAAAGAAAAAUUAAAUGAAUCACAACUUAAUGCUAUUAAAUCAUCUUUAGUUGAGAGUGGUAUAACAUUGAUUCAAGGUCCACCAGGUACAGGUAAAACCACAACCAUCAAUUAUUUACUUUCAGUUUUAUUAGCUAUUGACAAAAAGUUCAAAAUUUUGGUAUGUGGUCCUUCACAUGCAUCAGUAGAUGAAGUUGCAAAAAGAUGUUUAAAAAAUCUAUUAAAUAGUGAUGGUCAAAAUUUUAAACCGAACAUGGUUAGAACUGGCAGAAAAGAAAAAAUAUCACCAGAAUGUCAAAAAAUUUCUCUUAAAAAUAAAAAUUCAUCAAGAAGAAUUAACCUCAUCAAGUCAACCUCUAUUGUUUUCUCAACUUUAGCUGGAAGUGGUUCAAAGGCUAUUUUUGAAAACUUUUCUCCAGAUAUUGUUUUGAUUGAUGAAUCUACACAAUCUUCAGAACCAACCUCAAUUAUUCCACUAUCAUUAGGUUCUAUUAAAAAGUUAAUUUUAGUUGGUGACCCAGUUCAAUUAGCACCAACUAUUUUUUCAAAAGAUGGUGCUGACUGUGGUUUAAAAAUAUCAUUAUUUGAAAGAUUAGCCAAAUCGAUCGAUGUCCAAUUUUUAAAUACACAAUAUCGUAUGCAUCCAGUGAUAUCAAAAUUCAUAUCUGAAGAAUUCUAUAACGGAACUUUAAAAGAUGGUGAAAAUGUUUCGAUAGACUCCUUUAACAAUUGUAAAUUCCAUUUCGAUCCUUCAUUCGGGCCAAUGAAAUUUUUUAAUUUACCAAAAUCAGAUCAAAUAGUUAUUAAAAAAUCCAUAAUGAAUCAAGAUGAAAUUGAUAAGGUAUUUACUUUAAUAAAGGAACUAAUUGAAAAAUAUCCAGAAUGUAAAAAGCUAUCAUUUGGUAUAAUUACUCCCUAUAAAUUACAAAUGAUUCAAAUCAAAGAACAAUUAAACAGAUCUGAACAUCGUUAUUUAAAUAUUUCAGUUUCAACAAUUGAUGGUGUUCAAGGUUCAGAAAAAGAUAUCAUUAUCAUGUCAUGUGUAAGAUGUACCGAAAAAUAUGGAAUUGGUUUCCUCUCAGAUCGUAGACGUAUCAAUGUAGCACUAACAAGAGCCAAGUUAGGUUUAUACGUUAUUGGUACCUCUUGGGUCUUAGAAAAAGAUAAUACUUGGGGAAAUUUUUUAAAAUACUCAACAAUUGAUUUUGAUCAGAUAUAUAAAUCAAAUCAAAUAAAUAAUAAUUCAAUUCAAUCAAUUCAAAACUCUAACCAAGACAACAAAGAUAAUCAUAAUAAUAAUACUAUUGAUAAUAAAAGUGAAAAUGAAAAUGAAAAUGAAAAUAAAAAUGAAAAUGAAAAUAAAAAUAAAAAUGAAAAUGAAAAUGAAAACGAAAACGAAAAUAAAAAUGAAAAUAAAAAUGAAAAUGAAAAUGAAAAUAAAAAAGAAAAUGAAAAUCAAUUAGAGAUAAAGAAUGAAAAUAAUGGUGGAGAAAUAACAAAUAAUAAUAAUAAUAAUAAUAAUCAUGAUGACAAUAAUGAUGAUAGUGAUGAACAAAGUGAAGAUGAAUUUUUUGUUGUACCCAAGGGUGGAAAUGAUGAGGAGGAUGACUUUUAUGAUGAUGAAGAAAUGGAUAACAAUGAUGAUGAAAUGGAUAACAAUGACGAUGAUGAAAUGGGCAACAACGACAAAGAAAAUAAAAAUCAUGAUAAUAAAAAAUAA